CCUUGUCCACCGAAUAACCGAUUUGUUUCACACGUCAAACUCUGGGGAAUAACCUAGAAUAAAGAACUCUCCAGUCAAUCGGAUGUUAACAUUAUCACCUCUGAUUUUACAAAAUGUUACAUAUUCUGUGAACAAUUCAGUAACAAAAAUUGACAUUAAAAAUGCGGGAUGAGUGCUUCAUCACUCUCGACACUCGGUAAUUGAAAGUUCAUCGAAAAGUGAAGCUGGAAGAACAACGCCAGAUACAAUGGCGAAAUUACCAUCCUACCGGAUAUUUCUCAUGUUUUUCGAGGCGAUUCUGGGUAUAUCAGCAACCACACACUGGGUGGUCACCGAAAAUGGGAGAAUCCAACCACAACUCAACUCUGUCUACAACAUGAAAAGGCCCUACGAUCUGCCAGCAUUUUUGGAGCAAGAAAAUCGAAUGAAUGCAGUGGAGGCCCUUCACCAAAAAAUGUUAGCCCGAGAAGUAGUUCUAGAUAGUCAAAUGGCUGUGUUAAAUUCCAUAGGUGAUCUCGAAUCCUGGUUACAAGCAUCGAAUCCCGAUUGCAUAUCUUGCAGAAAAUUGCUGGACGAUUUUGAUUUUUACGCCAGUGUAGCGACAGACGGGAGCUACAGGAAAGGAGUAACUCACAAGGAUUAUUUACUCCAUGGAAUUCCUAACGAGGAGAAGAAGAGAAUACCAGACUGCAAGAAGACAUUUCCUCUGGACUUUAGCAUGUACACUUUUGACCACCUGAGUGCGAUGAGACAUAGAAAGAAUUUGUCACAGCCUCAGGAGAAAGGAUUAAUUAAAUAUCUGCCAAAGGGUACGGACUUGAAUAAAUUUGGGCAUCAGAUUGCCCAUGGAUUAUUGAGGAAUAGUACUUCGUGGUUGCAUUUCAAUCUUGCUGCUAUUUAUUGGCGAGCGAGAGGGGAUGCUUAUAAUGCGUUGGAAUGCGCUCGUCGAUCUAUUGUGACAGCUCCACGAGAAUUUCGAGACAUUCCUCUGCUGACAGCUGGAGGGAUUCUUCACGCAGCAAAACAUUCAGCCGAAGCUGCAAUUGUACUUCACGCAGCGAUAGACUAUGCGCCAACCCAGAGUCACCAUCAUUUAGCUCUUGGUCAUGUUUAUGCUGUUUUGGGUGAUUACAAUCGAUCUAUUGCUUGUUACGAUAAUUCGUUGAAAUUAACGCCUGGUAUGGAACAGGCAAAACAGGCUAAAUUCGUAAUAUUGUGCUGCCAGAGCUUUGAAAAAUCCUUGGGAGCUUUACACAAAAAAAUAGAUGGCAUUGUAGCGGAACUGCACGCCCAACAAAACGAUAAGGCCGAGCGACUGAAGCUCGAGGAAAAAAUUUUGUCUGAAAAAAUCAGAUCUCCAUUUCUAGCCCUUCGUGCCCAGCGCUUGGGCUCAAUGCUAUCAUCGCGUGGACAAGUCUGUACACACCGAGAUGACGAUGAUACAACCCUCUCCUGUCAAAGUGUGACAGACAAUCAAAUUUUCGCUCACAACUUGCAAAUAGACAUUGGUGUUAGUCUGCAGCAACUGAAAAAUGUUGAAAAUCAAGUGGAAAAAAUGAAUGAUCGAAUGGCGAGUACAAAAGUUAUGCGGAAAAAGACUGAUCGUUCAGGUAAAACGAAGGAUAGUAAUAACGAGAAGAAGCCGGAAUUUUUUUCGGUCUUCAUGGAACCAACAAAUAAACCAAAGUAUCAUAACAUUGAAAUUAAGAAAAGUGCGGCUGAGUUUGAGAGCAAAAAUUGGCCAAUUUCGAGUGAAUGCGAGAGGCCAGAGCUUUUGAUCAGUCAUACAACCCAAUAUCUGCCAAUUUAUUUAUCACCAGAGAACAAAGGAUAUUCCAUUAAGCAAUUUGUCAAUGAACUGAUUGGCAUUGAAGCAGGAAAGGAACAUGCUUUACCUUGGUAUCCACCGACUUGUCAGUCCCCCGAGACUUACGACCAAAAAUAUAUCUCCCAGUCAUUGUUGAAGGCGACACUUGGGAGCAAUUCACCUGAUUCUAGUCUAGCAGGGCCUUUACUGAAUUUAGCGAAGGAUGCGGAAAUCGCGGAAAUUGGGCAGAGGAUUUUAACAGCUACGACAUCAAAGAUCGCAGCACCCUGGGUACUCUCGGUAUUGGCAUCGUUGCAUUGGCGAGUCGUUGGGAAGUCGCGAAAUGCUCUGGACUGCCUUCAGUUGGCGUUGAAUACUGUACCUAAACGAUUUAGAGACGUUCCACUGGUUAGCAUUGCUUCCAUUGCGCAGAAGACUGGACUUGUUGAUGAGGCGCUGAAGAUUACGAAGGAAGCCAUUCGUAUAAACGCAGUUGAGCCACUCACAAAUUACCUGUAUGGCUCUCUACUUCACAUUAAAGGAAACAACACUGGUGCCAUAUUCCACUUGAAACAAAGUUUGAGAGUGGAACCCAAUACAAUGGACGGAAGAGCGUUAAAACUUUUGAGAAGCAUCAUUUGUCAAAAACGUUCGGCUAAUCGGAGAGCAGGAGCUUCAGGUAUGAACCCUGGAUCUAACGAUAUUGACACUUGUAGUAUGACGUACACGUCACCUGAAGUAAUUGCCAGGCAUGAACUACAAGACGGUGAGACUGUGCUCUGCCUCGGAGAUGGCAAGGAUUGCAAGCCCAUUCAAUGUUUUGCAAUGAAGAUGAAUGGGGAUGAAUCAACAAGUCCGUAAUCUUUCCAUCGUCACGAGACACGUGAAUAGUAAAAAGGGUGCGUGGAGUCCCUACGCGCGGAACAAGUGAAACUUCUUAAUGAUAUUCCAAGAAAUGCGUGUCAUUUCGUAUCAGAGAAAAAGAGCGAGAGGGAAAGGAUAAGAAUAUAUCGGAGUGGCCAACACUUUUUUAAAUUCACAUUUUAAAAAAUAUAUUACUAGGUAAAGUCCACACUAAUUAUCAUCGCUGGGCUCUGAUAAAUUAAUAUCUAUAGGAUUUAUAAUUGGAUUGUGAUAAUUAAAAUACGAUGUUAAAUGUCUUACGUCUAUUUUAUCUAUUUGCUCGCGAAUACCGCAUAGUCAGGCGCUUAUUCUUUACUCUCUUGCUCUCCCUCUCGCACUUUCUUUCUCUCUCUUGCGAUUCUCCUUCCGAGUGGUGUUAAACGUUCAACGCUAUUCCCCCUCCACUGAAGCGUUGAAUGCUUAACGCAAACUUUUAUAGAAUUGUCGAAGAAGUUUCACUUUAAAAAAUAGACAUAUCAGAGAGAAAGAGGCCCGUUACCCUGGCUCUGUGAGUACAUUCGUUGGGGGACAUGCUGGAGAUCCCGGAUUCGAAACUCGGAUGGGUAGAAUGGGACGAUCUAGUGAUUUAAGAAUAUCCAAGUACUCUGGAUAUCUUCCCUUCAGUGAAAUGCUCCUCUACUUUUAUAAUUGAUCAUCGUAGCUUUCGUUGGACGUUUAUUGAUCUCAAAAUUCCGAAUACUUUCCAAUGAUUUUCUAAAGUUGAACUUUGUAGGUGUGAAUUUAAAUCUCGAUAUUGAGCUGUUACGAAACAUUGAAAAUUUGGAAAAAUAUUUAAGAGAUUUUUACGUAUGGAGAAAGAUUGAUGAAAUAAUUUCAAAACUGCAAUUCCGGAAAAUUACGAUAAUUUUGUAUAGAUGAUUGAUAAAUUAUCAAUUUUUUACUGUCAACGUAUUUUUUUAUUACUUCUUGUUGAAUUCUUUAGGGAGAAACAAAGUUUCUGAAUGUUUGAAAGAAUGUCUGAAAGAAUAAUUUAGUGAAAAAUGUUAUUUGAAGGGAGUUGAAGAUUCACGAUUUUAUUACGAUUUUUCUAAUGAAAUUUAAUUGCUAAAUACGAUGAUUGGAGGUAGUUGAAUUCAUGACAUUCUCUGUGCGAAAUCGUGAGAACUACUUUGGCUAUUGUAUGGCGAAUUAAUUAUUUAAACUGCAGGUUUCAACUUGAAUGUUAUUACUCAACAUUUAAAAACAUUUUAAAAGUCUGAAAAAAUUUUGAAAGUUCACUUCUUGAAAAAGAUUGAUGAAAUAAGUCAAGAACUGCAACUUUCGAAGCGAUGAGCUUCUUCUGUAAAUAAUUGAUAAACAAUCAAUUUUUCACCAUAAAGAUAAUUAAAUUCGUAAUCAUAAUGAAUUUAUUUACAUUCAGAAUUUCCUCGAAAUCCACUUUACACCUGGGAAAAUCAGGUGUCCUAUCCGUUCUACAAUUUUAUUAAUUUCUUUACAAACGAAGAAUGUUUAAUUAUUCUGUAAAAAACGGUUAUCUUAAUGAUACCAAGUCUUCAUUUUUUUUUUCAUUUUUUCCUCACGUAAUUUAAUAGAUAAAUUUGAGGAUUGAAAAUUGAUGAAUCGAUAAUAUCGUUUAUAUUAGGUUAUAAAGAUACUUGGAUAUCCUUAAAGUCCUCAUUAGAGUUCGCAUUAUACUGAAAACCGAGUCCGAGUCACGCAAAAUAACGAUUUAAAAAAAAAGAUAAAAAAUUAUAUUACAUUCCGAGUCGAAAAUUAUAUUUUUCUAUUGAAAUCGCGAAAAAAAUGUAAGGCCUAUGGUGAAGAGACGAAUUACCGAAUUUAAUUUCCCUCAAAUAUUUUCCUCUCAGUAACUAUCGGCACAUUAUGGAUGAAACUUUCUCUAGCAUUUUUUUGUCAGGACCUUCAAGUUCUUCCAUAUGAAAAUGAGCUCAUUCCUAUGCUAUGAAUAAUAUUUGAGGCGUCCUGAGCUUUCAUCGACAAUAAUAUUACGUCGAAAUACACAUGAAAUCAAUAUCAUGAGUCGAUACUGCAAAAGUGGAUAUGUUUUGUAAUAAAUUUCUUUGUAACAUGUAUCUUCGUUAAUUUUAUAUUAAUCUUACAUUGUCUCUCUAAUUCAGUUUUAAAGAUGACCAUGACAACACAUCAUUUAACUCAUUCAACUCAUUUAAUUUAAUUAAUUUAAUUUCUGCGACAUUUUUUACAUCAGAUUAUUGAUUAAACUAAAAGGGGCAAUUCAGUAGCGAAGUGGUAAAACGACAGAACUCACUUUUGACUCCGGACCAGUUUUUGAUGAAUAUCUCGAGAUCCACGGUAGCUAGCAAAAUUUUCAUUAGAACCUUUUUUGUGGAGCGAAUUGAGAGCUACAAUAAAUGUUAUGACAAAAAAUUAGCUAUUCCUCUUAGAUUCGCAGAUAUUGCUCAAAAACUCCACUCACUGAUCACUAAACUUUUCCCAUUUUACCACAUCACUACUCACUUCAUAAAUUUACUUCUUGAUUUCUCUAUUGACCUCUAGAUUCCCACAGUAACAAUAUCAAACCCAUUUUACCCCCUAGCGAAACCCGUAUUGAUCAUUAUCUGAAAUGCGUAUUUGAAAUGAUCUGUACGAAGAAUCGGUACGUCAUCCGUAUUGUGUCGAUAGUCACUCGGUAUUUUCUUAAUUUCACUGCUCCCCUCAGUCCUCGAAAUUUUAACUGAUAGCAUGCAUGGACAUCCAAUAAUGUUUUAUAUAAUUAUUUUGUACAAGUGCUUUAAUAAUAAAAGGCGUUUCAAUGAC
Molecule: messenger RNA, 5467 nt
Organism: Diachasmimorpha longicaudata
Lineage: Eukaryota; Metazoa; Arthropoda; Insecta; Hymenoptera; Braconidae
Product: tetratricopeptide repeat protein 17
Exons: 6
Coding region: 248-2668 (806 amino acids)
Biological process (GO): actin filament polymerization
Cellular component (GO): cytoplasm; actin cytoskeleton
Molecular function (GO): protein binding
Source: RefSeq, a predicted model, not a curated record